CUUUAGGGCCGUUGACAACGGAAAAAUAAUGUGCCUUCACAAACUUGUGUGUGCUUUUAUACUGGCUACGGCGACUGUUAAGGUUACAGGCGAAGAGUACUACAUUACAACGAGCUUCACUUCUUGGAAUAAUGUACCGAAGGACUGUCGGAUGGCACAGCCAGAAUAUGGGCAUGAUACUGAUACAGGGACAAUUAUUCUGAGAAGAAAUAUCAUUCUGAAUGCGACGCUUCAACAUGACGUCUGGAUUGGAUAUUUCAUGGCCCUUACACAAUUUGAAUAUCAUGGAUGCACAAUGUUAACGACACCAGAUUAUCUGAACGUAACCAGUCUAGUAGAUUGUCAUUAUGCGUGCAAUGGAACUUACUUCGGACUUGAUUGUUCUUCCAAAGAGCUGAAAUGCACAUGUGUGGAUGAACUACCAGAUAGCCUUUUGAGAUCAUUGUGUUUCGCACAUGAGGAUUUCGUCUGUGGAAAAGGAAAUAGGCAAGCCAUAUACAGUUUUACAAAUGAUAUAACUUCAAUAGAGCAAAACAAAGCAACAAUUGCUAAUAUGUGCAUGGCAUCUGCUUCCAAGCCCAACAAAUCGGCUUGGGUCAAGUGUAAAGAUGAAAACAAAGAGAGGCGCGUUUGGUGUCGAACCGCCGAAACCGGUGAGCAGUUUGUAUCGGACGAAACGUUUGCUGCUUGGAAUGAAGCUAAUGACUUCUGCGCUUACAAAAGUUCGUUACCGUCUUCAGCAGUAGGCUACAACAGCGACAAUAUCGACAAUAAGGCGUUCACAAAUAGCUUUCGGAACUGGACUCUCCAGCAAGGAAAUGGAAGUACCAAUGUUGGUCCGAUGAUGUUUGCUUACGUAAGUCCUAACUCCCAAGAGAUCAGGUUUUCUGCUAACGCAAACAAGCCCAAGCAUGUCUUAUGUAUAGGACAAAAGCCAACUACGAUUGUAACCACAACUUCACUGAAUAAUACACAAUCAACGACUGCUUCGACGACAACGGACGAUCAUUCUAACGCUUCAAAACAACAGGCUUCCCUAGAAGGCUCUACGACUACUGUUGUUGCAGCAGGGGUCUCAGUUACAGUCGCACUAACGGUUGCAGUUGUUGUGAUUAUUUUGGUCCUGCGGAACAGGAAUAAAUUGUGUUUCGCAAACACAAAGAGAUCAGCAUUGGUGAACCGAGACGAUGACCAUCCCAUAUCAUUAGGAAGGGUUACCCAUAAAUCCACCGCAUACUUCCAAACCCUAGAAACUUCUGUGUCCAUCCAAACGUACACUGCCCUGCAGAAGGAAAGCGCAUGCACCAAGGACGCUGAUAAAGAUAAUCCCGUCGCGAACGCAGAUGUAACCAAUCAAAAUACGAAUACCAGACCGAGUCAACACGACUCAGAGGCCCGUGCCUACGUUGUGUUAGAUAAAGACGGAUUUAAACAGCAGAUAAGCGCCACCAAUGGCAUUCCAACAGAAGUAAACGACUACUUUGUUCUAGAAAAACAACAACCAAAUAAAGGAAACAGCAACGGUGUUUCAACAAAUGAAGUGCAUCCAUACUUUGUGUUGGAGAAUGAAGGUGAUCGGCCGUUUCAAGACAUACCUCCACAAGCAGGAGAUGCUUACUUCGUAUUAGAGAAACAACCCAAGGGAAACUCACCACCAAUAAAAACAGCAAAUGCGCUUGAGUUGGAUAACUUUGAUGGAGAUACGUAUCAAGAGAUAGAUACGAAUGACACAUACGCCAGCAUUGAUGAUUCACGAGAGGACAACAACGACUACGAUUACACUAACAAGGGAUUCAAGGACUCGCGAAAGGAAAUUUCAAACAACAUUUACAACCAUCUUAACUCUGCUGGUGACGAGUAUGAUCAUGUAGGCAAAGGGCAAAACAACGUUAAAGCGAUGGAGAAUCACUAUGACAUGUCGUCUAGUGCCGUUAGAAAAUAAACAUGGCUAUGGAAACGAAACUUCCCGGAUGUGUAUAUAGUUUUUGCAUUUAUUUAGUUUUAGUUCAUUAGAAGAUAGAGUUUAAAUUAUCAAAAUAAUGAAUACAUUAUAGUUGAAUACAUGCUAAAACAUGCUUGCUGUAUUAUAAAUUAUCAUAUAUAACUAGAUCUUUUCACGCUCUUAUUCUCAUAUGUACUAAACGUUCUUCUUAUUCAUUAAAGCUAACCGGCAAACGCCUCUCUUCAUACCAUGUGUAUAAUACAGUUCACGCCUUAUGAUAUUUUAACGGAUAAUAAUAAACAUUAACUAACA
This is a messenger RNA of Dreissena polymorpha, 2254 nucleotides long. RefSeq lists its product as uncharacterized. The transcript has 10 exons. Lineage: Eukaryota; Metazoa; Mollusca; Bivalvia; Myida; Dreissenidae. Bases 29 to 1942 code for a protein of 637 amino acids. The record is from RefSeq and is a predicted model, not a curated record.